Sporothrix brasiliensis 5110 is the source of this 1434-nucleotide messenger RNA. RefSeq lists its product as uncharacterized. The record is from RefSeq and is a predicted model, not a curated record. Bases 1 to 1434 code for a protein of 477 amino acids. Lineage: Eukaryota; Fungi; Ascomycota; Sordariomycetes; Ophiostomatales; Ophiostomataceae. The transcript has 6 exons.
AUGGCCCUUCUCUUCAUCGAUAACAGCACGUUCACCGACCGGCGGUCACAGCGACUGAUCCGCAGCCAUAGUAUAAAGGGCAAAAAUACGGGCAAAGUGAUCCCAGCUAGGGGCCACCGAAGACGAGGCGAAGAACGCGACGAGGAAAGAGAAAAGACGGCGCGGUCGACCAGCAUUGUACGGAGGGGACCAGGAAGACCAGACCAGAAAGACAUGGUAGACUACUCCUUCCGAAGCAGGCGAAGGUCAUGCGAGCCUUGCGGGUCACGCCACUCGCAUCGCCCGUUCAGCGGGUUCGAGUUUGCCUAUUUUACGACGCCGGUGCCGGUCACUGAAACCAGCCGGCAGCCUUCCAUGGCCGAUCUGUACCCUCGCACCUUUUGCCGGCCGUCGAGUGAGAUUGUCACACGCUGGUUCGAGACUGUGAUGACGGACCCUUGUGUCUUCUACUGCGGCGUGGCCGUCACGGCCAUUCAUCGCCGCCAGCUGCUGGGCCGACGCGACGAACCUCUCGACGCGACACGGCACUUGCUCCAGGCCAUGCGCCUGCUCCGGCGUGACCUUGACAACGGAAAAACACGGGAAGCCGGCACGGUCGGCAUGACUACCGUCGUCAUCUCGCUCGCUAUCCGCGCCAAUCUUUUCGGUCUGCGGCCCGGCGGGCUGGUGGCACUGUGCGCGGCCGUGCCUGAGCUUGGCAGCAAGAUACGCCGCACGGAUGCAGAGCUGGCCCUGGCAGCUGGGACGGCGACCAUCUUUGGAUCAUGGUAUCGGUACCUGCCGUUGCCGCCGUCUGUAUCGUCUCUACUCCCCCCUCCCUUGGGCGACGUGAGCAUCGAGCUACAGUCGGUGAUCCAGGACAGUUUUGUGCUGUGCAGCUAUGCCGGCCACCGCCAUGACCAGCUCGGCACGAUUGAGUACCAGGACAUGAUCGUCUCCAUUCUCCAGCGUCUUGUUGAGUACGCUCCGCUCGACGUUCAUUUCCGACCGGCACAUCUGCUGGAUGACGGGUGUCAACUGGGGUUCUUGUCGUUCAUGACUACCGUCCUCAUCGUGAUCCCCAACAUAGCGACGAUGCGUGACAACACGCCCCAAGAAGACGAAGCACGCCGGCCUACACUGCCCGGUCUUGACACUGUGGACUGGGCCACGCUGGACCAUGCCUACGGCGCGGCCGAGGACACACCCCAGUGGCUGCAGGUGCUCUACCAGGCAGGCUGUGGUGGUAGUACUGAACACAACAAGGACGAAGACGAAGACGAAGACAAAGAAGACAAAGACAAAGACAAAACAACCCGUUCUGCCGCGGACAAGGACGAGCUGCAAACCUACAUCGAAGGACGCGCGCUGAGACAUGGCGGCGACAGUGUGCAAGAGGCGCCCGACCUGCGGAAAGGUCUCCGUGAGAGACAGUCAAAACAGUCAGAGUCGUGA